AUGCGUAUUGUAACUGUUUGGCGGUGAAAUUAUACGCGACGUUGCCAGUCCGUGCUGGUAAAGGACUUAGGAGAUCCAUUCAAGGAAUUCUGCUCGGAGCCUAUAGAGCAAAAAGCGCAUCAUGUCUGUUUUAAACGGAGCCGAGGAGACGAUGCAAGGGGAACUCAACCUUGUUCUUUGAGACACAGAGUCGAUUCCGGAGAGCAUAACGGACAACAAUAUGCUGAAGGAGAGAGAAAGUUCAGAGGGGUCGCCUGCAACCCCAGACGAAUGUGCGGGAUGCGGAGGCAGGAUACAGGACAGAUAUUACCUGCUGGCGGUAGACCGACAAUGGCACGGGACCUGCCUCCGCUGCUGCGAAUGCCGUUUGCCUUUGGACAGUGAGUUGACCUGCUUCUCAAGAGAUGGAAACAUCUAUUGCAAGGAAGACUACUAUAGGUUAUUUUGUGUAAAGAGAUGUGCACGGUGCGGCAACGGUAUUACGGCGAAUGAGCUGGUCAUGAGGGCACGGGACAUGGUUUUCCAUCUCACCUGCUUUACGUGUGUCGCAUGCGGGACCCUACUUUCAAAAGGCGAUGUCUUUGGCAUGAAAAACGGCCUUAUUUACUGCAGGCCACACUACGAUAGCGCGUGUAUGGAUGAGUUUUGCGAUGAGGAUAUCAAUAGCGUUUACAGGUGCCAAGAAAUGCAUAGUGAAGGAGAUUCCCAAAGCCAAUAUUACAACGGAGGCCCAAGCCAAAAAGGAAGACCCAGAAAGAGAAAAGUAGCUCAAGGUUCCCCAGAAGAUAUGCAAGUUCAAACGAUGCGAAUGGCUAGUACAGCAUUAGAAAUACUCCACCGAGGUGAUCUGUCGUCCUCAAUGGAAUCGCUGGCUUACGACUCCUCGGUGGCUUCACCGGGUAGCGUCUCGAGUCAUAAUCAACGCACAAAGCGCAUGCGCACCAGCUUUAAGCAUCACCAGCUUCGCACAAUGAAGUCUUACUUUGCAAUCAAUCAGAACCCCGACGCGAAGGAUCUCAAGCAAUUGGCUCAAAAGACUGGUCUAUCUAAAAGGGUUUUGCAGGUUUGGUUUCAAAACGCCAGAGCAAAAUGGCGCCGAAACAUGAUGAGACAAGAGUCUAACCAACACGGAUCUAUGAUGAAUGGUAACCCAGGCCAUUCAGCAAAUGGUUCACUAGUUGGAGGUGUCCCUCCCCCAAGUGUACCCGGCACGCUGAUCUUAUCAGAAUCACUACAAGCUUUAGAUGAUCUAAGAUCACACACUCCCCACCCGUUGAGCUAUAAUGAAAUGUACUGACACUUAAGAGACGCACGGAUGCAACAGCCAAUAAUGGAAAAUGGCUUCCAGUGCCCCUAGUGUGUAACUUAUUAUAAACAAAAUUUACAUUCAACAAUCAUCAAUAACAGUCCCCAGCAGGACUAAAGGCCUCUCCGAACGGGAGGGUCUUCUCAUAACCACCAAGCUGGACAGACGGGCUGCUGAUGGCAAUAGAUAGUAGUAGCGCCAAAGAAGCUGCUGUCCGUUCUCCGUUACAUUCCCUUAGUCCUCUCGUAUGACACCUGCGAGAAGAGGAGGGACCAACUGUAUGCUGAUCUGUCAACUUUGCCGUUUUGACACAUAAAAUGACAGAUUAACGUGGAUAUGAGUUUACGUUUAAAUUUACACUGAGGCGGCUAGACUUUGAAGUUCGUGAUAUACAUAUGAAGGAUAUUAUGUUUCAUUUGCUAUAUAAUCCACGACAACUAGACAAAUUAUGUAAUUUGUAAUUUCUUUGGAACUUUUGACCAUUAUGAAAUGUUGGUUUAGAGCAUUUAUCUGCUUUAACAUAAUCUGGGUGUUACCUAGGGGGAGGAUGGGUUUUUAUGUCAAUCAGUAAUAACUCAUACACAUAAAAACCCACCCACAACAGAUAUAUAAUAUAAUAAAAAAUAAAAUCCUGUAUCUAAAUUUUGUGCAGUAAAGGACGAGGUUUGUAUAAUUAUAUAACAUAUAUAAAAUAUAGCCUAUGUUACUAAUUCUCUGGGAAUGAAGUUUUCGCGAAGAUUUAGAAAGAGUUUAAGCGAAGAUUUUUCUAAAACGGUAAAGUUGUUUUUUUUUAAUAUAAAAUCUUUCGUUUCCACACAGUGACCACACAGAUUUCUCAAAAUACGCUCUCUACGCACGUUUCGCUUGUAAUCUGAAGCUUCCUCAGGACAUAUUGACUUCACGACGCCCAAUUGCUUUAGCAUGUAAGCAUGUCUGUGUGGUGUUGUGGUGGAAUAAAGAUGUUAUAAAUUACAUCAUACAGAUUGAGCCAGUUGUCACAGAUUUUCUAAUUUUCUGAUUAACCUUGCUAGCUACAUCGCUCGAGUAAUAUCCAGUAACCUCGCACUAUAUCUAGUACGUUAAAUUGAUGUAGUAAACUGGAAUGGGUAACAGCUCUCACAUAUAAUUUUAAAUAUGACAACCAAAUGAUUUUAUACUUUAGCUUAAUUAAAAUAGUUUGUUUGUUAUAUUGACA
This is a messenger RNA of Pararge aegeria (speckled wood butterfly), 2501 nucleotides long. It is a transcript of the gene ap, whose product is annotated as LIM/homeobox protein Lhx2-like. Gene Ontology annotation, molecular function: RNA polymerase II transcription regulatory region sequence-specific DNA binding; DNA-binding transcription factor activity, RNA polymerase II-specific. Gene Ontology annotation, cellular component: nucleus. The transcript has 7 exons. Gene Ontology annotation, biological process: neuron differentiation; regulation of transcription by RNA polymerase II. Bases 221 to 1297 code for a protein of 358 amino acids. Lineage: Eukaryota; Metazoa; Arthropoda; Insecta; Lepidoptera; Nymphalidae. The record is from RefSeq and is a predicted model, not a curated record.